Messenger RNA from Rhizopus microsporus ATCC 52813, 284 nucleotides. RefSeq lists its product as uncharacterized. Lineage: Eukaryota; Fungi; Mucoromycota; Mucoromycetes; Mucorales; Rhizopodaceae. The record is from RefSeq and is a predicted model, not a curated record. The transcript has a single exon. Bases 18 to 215 code for a protein of 65 amino acids.
UUUGGGCAAGAUCAGGAAUGUUGAUCUAUAAACCACCUAUUAUAAUACCCUUUCUAUCCGGUCAAGGCCGAAAUAUAGCAUUGCGAUGGAUCAACAGCUCAUCAUAUGAAAAGGGGUCUGAUAUCCGACUCGACGCAGUCAUCUCAACACUGAUGCAGCGCGAUUUUGGCUUUCCAGUUAGUUUGGUGAGAUCAAUCCUGGCAAUAGCACAAUAAUCAAGAACUCUCUUUUACAUGGGUGAUUUUUUGGCAUAUAAUAACUUCUUCCAUCACUGUUAUUGCCAG